AUGCCCCCACUCGCCAAAAUGGCCUCCAAAAUCGUCCCCCUCGCCGACAUCCCCACGCUCGCCGCCCUCUACGCCAGCAAGAAGCUCACCCCGCCCUCGUCCCCCACCGCCGGCGCUGCUGCCUUGCCGCCGCCCAACGCCGCGCACAACGCACGCAUCUCGCUCAUCCGCACCGACAUCACGACGCUGCGCGUCGACGCCAUCGUCAACGCAGCCAACGAGUCGCUCCUCGGCGGCGGCGGCGUCGACGGCGCCAUCCACUGCGCCGCCGGGCCGGACCUGCGCGACGAAUGCGAAACCCUCGACGGCUGCGCCACGGGCUCGGCGAAAAUCACAAAGGGUUACGAGCUGCCGGCCAGGCACGUCAUCCACGCCGUGGGGCCGAUAUAUUGGGUCGCGAAGAGGCGGGGCGGGGCGGGCGAGCCGGAGCGGCUGCUGCGCGGGUGCUAUCGCAGGGCGUUGGAGCUGGCGCGGGAGAAUGGGUGCAGGAGUUUGGCGUUUAGCGCGCUGAGCACGGGGGCUUAUGGGUAUCCGAGUGGGGAUGCGGCGGAGACGGCGGUGGGCGAGGUGAGGAGGUGGUUGGAUGAGGACGAGGAGGGCGGGCUGGAGAGGAUUGUGUUUUGCAAUUUCUUGGAGAAGGAUGAGAGUGAGUAUUUGAGGGUGCUGCCGAAAUACUUCCCUCCUACCGCCGAGGAUGGCGUUGCUACCCAACAGGGCAAGGAGACUGAGACCGAAGCGGAAGACCUGGCCAAGCGUCUGCCUGACCCUCCCACUGCUGAACCCAAGCUCGCUGGCUCGCCUGACACCAAGAGACAGAAGACUGAACACAACACACCAAAGGUCAAAGAGGCCAAGCCCGCAUCCGUCGAGGAUGUUGAGGAGGAGUAA
This is a messenger RNA of Diplodia corticola, 888 nucleotides long. Its product is annotated as a1pp-domain-containing protein. Lineage: Eukaryota; Fungi; Ascomycota; Dothideomycetes; Botryosphaeriales; Botryosphaeriaceae. Bases 1 to 888 code for a protein of 295 amino acids. The transcript has 2 exons. The record is from RefSeq and is a predicted model, not a curated record.